Messenger RNA from Strongylocentrotus purpuratus (purple sea urchin), 2325 nucleotides. RefSeq lists its product as uncharacterized. NCBI's taxonomy places the organism in Eukaryota, Metazoa, Echinodermata, Echinoidea, Camarodonta, Strongylocentrotidae. The record is from RefSeq and is a predicted model, not a curated record. Gene Ontology annotation, cellular component: centriolar satellite. Gene Ontology annotation, biological process: protein localization to centrosome. The transcript is spliced from 8 exons. The coding region runs from base 76 to 2325 and encodes 749 amino acids.
UAUAGAUCUAAGCAGAAUAAUGUUUCUUAUAUUUACCGGCAAAUUCAAGAGGAGUUCCAAAGUCAAACGUUUAAUAUGCAAAUGAAACAGCUAAAUGCAACAAAAUGCAGUGCAGAGAAAAACAGGUUUACAUCCUUGAGACCAGUAAGCCCAUCAUCCAUCCGCUCAGGCUAUUCUCUUUACUCCACGGAUACCGAUGAUCAAGUGAUGAGUACUCAUAGAGGUCUAGAUAGGUGUGCUGCUUUACUGGCUAACAUGAUGGAGAGUGAGGGAAUAGAAAAUGUCCCUACGAAACUGGAGAGAGGUGUUAGGAGCAAGCUAGGGGGCAUGUCCCAUACAAACCAGCAGAAUAAACAGACCACCAAGCAGAAAGUUCCUGUUACAAAGACGAGAGUAAAGACAACGUCAAUACAGAAGAAACCUGUUCGGUCUGGCUCUUUAAAAGAAAAGAAGCAGACAGGAAGAAGGUCUUUCAAUCAGAAAUUAGUCUCGUCAACGCCAAACCAAAAACAUACAAAGCUCAACAAAGCAGAACAAAAGAAGCAAGGCAGUGAUAGGAUGCAUUCUAAGGAUACACACAGAGACAGAACGGAUGUUUAUACAGAGAAAGAGGUAACAGACAAAGCUCAUCCAAGAAUUCCUGCAAGGGUUUCUCCAGGAAACAAGGAGAACUUUCCUUUAUCAAAGCAACCAUCGCAGAGAGGGAAUGGCCCAAAACAAUUCAUUGAAACAUACGAUGUAACACCACAGGUACUGAAUGAUAAUGUUAUCACUAAGACAAGAGUAAGGACAGAAGUCGUCAAGAACCCAGCUAUAAGACAUGAGGUAGCCAGAGUGAAUGAGAAGCCACAGCGUAAUGCAGCAUCCUCAAGGCAAGGUAGUACUGUUCAAAGUCGAUUGAAUGAAGAACAGACCUAUGUAGAAAGGGACUAUGUCAUGUUACAGCCUCAGCAUGUAGGAAUCACUAGACAGGAACAGCAGUGGACUGAGUUGCCUCAAGAGGUUAAUGGACAGACUGGACACAUUACUGGUACUGUGAAUUACACAGACCCUAACACUCAACCAUGGGUUAGUCGUAUAGAUAUGGACCCUGUGAGAAUCACUCCUGAUAAUCUACGUAGUGCAGGAACACAAAACAUUCAUCACCUGCAACAACAUGACCAUCACCACUAUAAGCAGCAUCAAGAUCAGCUGGACCCUCAUGCUCCUCAUCCUCAGGGUCAUGCAGUAGAGAGUCAGUUGGCUGCAGCUGCAUGGGAAAACUCAAGAACAGGUCCAGGUUUACAAUCAUCAAGGAAUCUUGACUCACAUCUGGAGAGUGGUGUGAGACAGGGUCUAGUCAGUGAUGGCAUGGGACCAGUGCAAACAACUCAAUCCAUCUUGAGAGACUUGGUGGGCAAACUCCAAAAGAUGAAUGAAAGUCAGAUACAAACUCCACAAACUCAGCUCUCGCACCCCUCUCCUGGUAGUGGAGUGACCCAGAACAAUAUCAGUCAUACACAUCAACAGAUGGGACAUGGAUCAAAGAAUGUCAGCAGGAGGGGUGUGGAUCAUAAUGUAAGAGAACAAGAUGAGAGAAUGCAAGAUAUGUUAUCAUUGGAUAGAAACUUUGCCAAGCACAGUACAGUCCAUCAUGCAUCCAGAUCCGGGAGCCAUGGGAUUAGCCUAGGAGCCAGUGCUGUAGGAACACACAAUGCAGAUCCUCAAAGUAGAGCUGAGCAGCUAGAGCCAGUCAGGGAUUCUGGUCGGUCAUGUGAUCAUAAAUCUACCAAUCAAAGUCCAGGAUCUCUUGUGACACAGAUGCAAAGAGUUUCUCAUGAGGUUGCUAAAGAUCCCAUAGAUGCCGUGAUAGAUACAGGUACUCCCAAGCCACAUACAUCUCCUAAAGGUCAUCAGGUCAAAGAUGAUGUUGGUGUUCAGACCCCGCCCUUCAGCUCUCGCCCUCCGGUUGUCAUGACUGGUACCAAAGGUAGCAAUGCAUUAUGGGAUCAGGUACGGACUUUGAAGUAUAUUACUAAGGAGCUCCAUUCGGCCAACAUGAAAAUUGGUGACGUGCAAACUCAAGAGCUUUUGACGGAGCUAGAGGAAGUAGUUGAGACAUUACCAUUCACCAGCCUGGAUAGAGAUCUACAAACAGAGAUUAGUCUGGCUCUUCAACCAAUCAGAAGUGAGAAUAGUCAGCUUAGGAGAAGGCUAAGAAUAGCCAAUCAGCAACUCAGGCAGAUCCAACUUCAAGCACAGGCAAAGGAAAACAGCCAAUCAGGUGUCAGUUUAGAAGUCUUUGAAUGUAAACCUACAGAAGCAAGUAGAAGAACUCCAAAGUGA